Messenger RNA from Penicillium griseofulvum, 642 nucleotides. RefSeq lists its product as uncharacterized. The coding region runs from base 1 to 642 and encodes 213 amino acids. The transcript has a single exon. NCBI's taxonomy places the organism in Eukaryota, Fungi, Ascomycota, Eurotiomycetes, Eurotiales, Aspergillaceae. The record is from RefSeq and is a predicted model, not a curated record.
AUGAGUCCAACAUAUACGAUCGCUCACUGCGAUUUGGUGCCCGAUCUCUUGCAGCAACUACUUGAAGGCAACUCAGAUACCCAUCUCAUCGUUUGUGCAACCAGAGCCGAGUUCCUGGCGCGACUCACAGCUGCUAUUCGCUCACAGCGCGCCGAUCCAGACACUGCCGUGAAGCAUGACCUGCUUACGAAAACUAUCGGCCUGCUUGCAAGAUCUAGCAAGAUCCGGCUGGCAUUCUGCCCGAGUUUAGAGAGUCUUCGGGCAUACCUUGCCGUUUUCGGUCCUGCUGUUGGGGUGGCUUCCCAGGAGGGAUCGGUUUCCCAUGACCGACAACUCCUUGCUGUCCUUGAUAUGAUAGCUAUGCAUGUUCAGACUUCGGAAUUCUCGGCGCAGGGACUUUCAAGAACACUUGCUUCUGCCGUUGAGGCUUCUUCUAGGGUGGGGAUGGAUCUCCGACUCUAUGAGUGCAUUAAUGCCUUGAACCCUUCAAGUGCUGAUUGGGGAAGAGGGCUAUGGGAUGUGAACGUUCCCUUAUUGAAUGGGUCGGUUCGAAUGCGAUCGGACCAAAGUACCUUGGGUGGGCGGGGUGUCACCGUGAAAAAGGUUGCCGAGCGCUGGUUUGAAUUUGACCAGAAUCAUUGA